AAGGUAACGCUAUGAAGCUGCUCUUGAUUUCAGUAUUACUGAGCUUUAUUUCCAAUAUAUUCACAGAAUCACCAACUGAUCCAGAAGUUGCAGGAAAUGCUCCAAUCGUGCUCCCUACUGGAACAUUCUCUCAACAAGAAGUAAACGGCCUGAAAGAACACAAUCGGUUCCGUGCGAUACAUGAUGCGCCGCCCAUGACACUUGAUCGUGAAAUGUGCAAUUCCGCUGCCCAGUGGGCCAAAUACAUCGCGGAACAAGGCUCUCUUGAACAUUCAACUGAAGAUCAAAGACCUGAACAAGGAGAGAACCUAUCUAUGGGAUGCUCCUCAGACAAGGCUCAAACAGUAAAGGAGGCUGUUGCAAACUGGUAUAACGAGCUUUGUAACCCCGGCUACUAUGGACUAGGUGAGUUAGAGACUGGGCCUGAUGAAGCAGGGCACUUCUCGCAGGUGGUGUGGAAAGAGAGUACCAAGCUUGGAAUCGGACGUGCAGAGAUUGAACAAAAUGGUAUGAAAUGUGCUUACAUCGUUGGCAGAUACAAUCCGCCCGGAAAUGUUCAAGAAUCCUAUAAACAGAAUGUUCUCAAAGGGUCUUUUAACCGAGAAGUCUACUGCCCAACAGCUGUGAAAAAAGAUGUGAUGAGAGCGGAUUAACUCGAUCAGAGAGUGGCUUACUACUAUCAAGAGAAAAUAGCGGAGUCCAAUUAAUUUCCAUUACUGCCACUUAUAAUCAUUCGAUUGUGCGAUGAUAAAACGACCAGUUAAGCUUCGAAAUCACACCUGCUCCCAAAUUGAAUGGAACGAUGGCGAAGAAAGUCACAAUCUACCUCUGAAAAAAUUCCUGGCCAAACCUUGUCAAGGCCCCCUAACAGACUUGUGGUUACUUGAUGACAAAUGAUAGUAGUUUGAGAGCGCAGCAAAUCCAAACCCGAGGAAACUUC
Messenger RNA from Pocillopora damicornis (cauliflower coral), 940 nucleotides. Its product is annotated as Golgi-associated plant pathogenesis-related protein 1. The record is from RefSeq and is a predicted model, not a curated record. NCBI's taxonomy places the organism in Eukaryota, Metazoa, Cnidaria, Anthozoa, Scleractinia, Pocilloporidae. Gene Ontology annotation, cellular component: extracellular region.